AUGAUGAUUGAUCGUCUUCAUUGUGCGUCGAUUGUAUUAAUUUUAACGAGUAUUGCAUUUCUUAUUAGUGGAAUUUUAUUAAUUACUUUCUCGGAUUCACUUAUUAAGAGAACAGUAAAAAAGGAAUGUCAAUUAAAACAAGGAACAAUUCUUUAUAAAAUUUGGCGUGAUAAUCCUGUACCUUUAUAUAUUUCAAUCUAUGUAUUUGAUCUUGAUAAUCAAGUUGAAUUUCUUAAUGGAGCAAAACCACAUCUUAUUCAACGUGGACCAUUUGUUUAUAGAGAACAACGAACAAAAGAAGAUAUAAGAUUUUAUCCUAAUGGAACAAUAUCAUAUCGUGAAUCACGUAAUUAUACAUUUGAUCGAUCAAAAUCAAUUGCUGAUGAAACAUUUAGUAUUAAUACAAUUAAUGUUGUUUAUAUGACAUUAAUUAAUUAUCUUCAAACAUAUAAUGUUCCUGAUUUAUUUCGACAAAUUAUUGGAACAAUAUUAACUAUUGUAGAAAAACCAAUUAUGCAACGAACAAUAAAAGAAUAUCUCUGGGGUUAUGAAGAUCCAAUAUUAAGUAUACUUAAAAAUCGAUUACCUCAAUUAGUAAUGAAUGAUCAAAUAUCAGUAUUUGCUUCUGUGGUUAAUGAAGCACAAUAUGAAACAAUUCUUAUUAAUAAUGGUAUUGGUUAUGAUAAUAAUCAUAAUGAACGUAUUAAUAAUCUUGGUAAAAUUGAACGUUUUAAUUUUUCAACAUCUUUAUCAAUAUGGUCAAAUAAAUAUGCAAAUAUGAUCAAUGGAACUGAUAGUACAUUAUGGCAUCCAGAUGCAAAAAAAGAUGAAACAAUAUAUACAUUUAUGAAUGAUAUAUGUCGAUCAGUUUAUCUAAAAUAUAAUCAAACACAUAAAAAUUUAUUUGAUAUUAAUACUUAUCAAUAUAUUGUAUCAAAUGAUACAUUUGCAAAUAUAAGUGAUAAUGAAGGAUUUUGUUUAAAUUAUACAAUGGGAAAUCAAACACAAAAAUUAAAAUGUUUACCUAGUGGAUUAUUUUCAUUAACUCCAUGUUUACAUUUAAGUGGUAGUUCAUUAUCAAUACCAUUACCAAUAAUUGCAUCAAAUCCACAUUUUCUUGCUACGGAUCGAUCAGUUCAAGAUGCAGUCGAUGGUUUAAUACCUGAUGAAAUGUUACAUCGAAGUUAUAUGGAUAUAGAACCAACUACAGGCAUCGUGAUGAAUGGAACACGUCGAAUGCAAUUUAAUAUUAAUGUUGUUAAUGAUUCAAAAAUAGGUCCACUUUCUCAUAUUCGUCCAUUGGUUUAUCCCAUGUUUUGGGUUAAUGAACAUGGUGAAAUCGAUAAACCUAAUGCCGAUAUGUUUCAUAAGAAAGUAUCUGUACCAUUAACUGUACUGAUCAUUUUGAAAUAUAUUUUUCUUGCUAUUGGUAUUCUUCUAUUCAUAACAGUAAUUAGUUUACUUGUUUAUAGUCGAUACAAAAACAAUCAAACGGAUGUUGUUAUUGUUGCUGUUGAACCGACAACAACUACUGAUGAAACAACACCAUUACUUGCAUAA
Molecule: messenger RNA, 1560 nt
Organism: Rotaria sp. Silwood1
Lineage: Eukaryota; Metazoa; Rotifera; Eurotatoria; Philodinida; Philodinidae
Source: the annotation of a GenBank genome assembly